AUGAGCAGCAAGAUGAAUGGCGUGCGUUCACGCAACGACCGGAAAUGCCACGCAUGUAACAAGAUAUUCUCCAAGAAAGAACACCUCACAAGGCAUAUUCGAGGUCACACGAAAGAAAAACCUUUCGCAUGUUCAAUUUGUGGGAAGUUAUACUCUCGGAGUGAUGUUGUUCGGCGUCAUGAGAGGAGCCAUCAUGAGCAGCAGGCCGAACAGCAGGCUGAUCAGUAUCUUGAGGAUUCGACAAGUUUCCCAGAUAGCGCAGCUAUGCUGACGCCGACCUCGGCGGCCAAAUCGCUGAGACGGUUGUCAGGGGUUACAUCUAUGCCAGAGGACAUGAACCUGCAGCCAUACCCCAAUACAAGCAUUGCAAGUCUUGUACCACCCAGUACUGAGUACACACCUGGACUAGACUUAUCUUCGCAUGAUGAUGCAACACAUGGAACAAGCUCCAACUCGGGAUCUGGAGCAUGGUUUCUUGAAGACGAUUUCGAUGUCAGCGCUCUAGACGUUUCACUCACCUCAACCAUCUCCGAAUGGGCCCAGUUCUCAAAUGUCUUCUCGGCGCCUCUUUUGCCGGAAGAGGAGCCGCAGCACAUAUUCACGCCGUUACAAAGUUCCGUACCUGACUUAGAGUCAGUAAAUCCCCCGUCAGAUACUAUGAAACGUAAAUGGUUUUCCCAUAUGGAGCACCGACCGAGCCGGGGAUUUGACAUGAUAAGUCAAAGUUAUCCGGGCCAUACUAAGGCAAAUGAGUCGUACCGAGCCGGUCUAUCUCAGAAACUUCGGCCACGGAUGGAGGAUGAGGCGCUUCCAACACCGGAGCAACUGAACCUCUUUGCUAAGCUCUAUUUCCAUCGUUUCCAUCCACUUCUUCCUGUUAUUCAUACUCCUUCCUUCCGACCGACUGCAGAGAACUCCCUCUUAUUCUUGUCGUUAUGUUCAAUCGGUAGCCUUUUCGUGGGAUCCUCGCGUGCUGUUAUGCAAGGGUCUAGGAUAUUCGAACGGUUGAACAAGGCAAUACUGGCUUCUUGGGAAUCAUUCCUAUCACAGAGUCGACCAGACGCCUUGUCUAUGGUUCAGGCCGCAAUCCUCGGUCAGACAUAUGCUAUCCUGGCCGGUGAGCCAAAAUGUCUUGUUUUGGCAGAUGUUCUGCACGGGACAGUCGCAGCUUGGGCUCGUGAAGCAAAUAGACUCGGUUCCCUUUGUACCCGGGCGCCCGAUUUCUCAGACAACAGCAGUAUCGAAACAAGCUGGCAUCGAUGGAUCGAUCAUGAGCAGAGAGCACGAGUCCAAGUAGCCUUACACAUCCACGACGCUGAACUUGCAACUCUACUUCAUCACCAACCAAUCCGCAGUCAUCGAUUUCGUCAAUUCCCCAAACUCGCAUCCGAUGCUUUAUUUUCAGCGCCUACGGCUUCAAAAUGGGCGGCUUUAUACCGUCAGUCCCUAGAAACACCGCCGGGAGAUAGCUCGAUAUACACUCAGAUCCCUCGCUCUCUAGAUCCACUCCCGAUUACCGGGAUAUCAUCCCGCUUCGCAGCCUACGGGCUCUUAGAAAGUAUAAGCGCCCACUUGACCGACUCGAAACAAUCCGAUGGCUUCGAUCAUCAUGUCUGUGCAGAGAUAUCAAGCCUCCUAAUCGCUUGGUGGAAAGCCUACUACACACCAUCCAAAAGCCACGAAGGAGAUACAUUCUGUCUCCCCGUUCUCUGGCACUCCAUUUUCAUUUCUUUGUACGCAGACCUCGACCUCCUCGAACAGUCUAUCGGCCGAGAUGGUCACCAUCACACCCUACAGGCUGCAGCCCCCGUCCAAGAGUGGUCUACAUCCCUGAAUGCCAGUCGCUGCCUCAUCCAUGCCUCAUUAAUCGCUCAAUACAUAGAAAAAAUGAGUAUGUCCUCGGAGCCAGCGAUUCAUGUUCCGCGUGCGCUGUUUACUGCCGCACUCACCUAUCUCGUUGUUGCGCGAUUCGCGCCGAAACAUGUUGUUCGUGCUGAGGCUUUUGCGUCGCCUGAAAUUAAAAUCCUUGGUGACGAUGACACUUUUAUGGAGGCUUGUUUCCCUGAUUUACAGCUUGCGGGUAGCGGGGGCUCUGGGGCUGCGGAUAUGGAUCAUUUGUAUCGGUUAGUAGAUUUGUUGCAGCGAGGUGGGCGUUGGGGGAUUUCGCAGGCUUUUGCUGGGGUUAUCUCUGCGGCUUUGGAGGGGGGCUUUGGCUCGUAG
Molecule: messenger RNA, 2220 nt
Organism: Penicillium pulvis
Lineage: Eukaryota; Fungi; Ascomycota; Eurotiomycetes; Eurotiales; Aspergillaceae
Exons: 2
Coding region: 1-2220 (739 amino acids)
Biological process (GO): regulation of transcription by RNA polymerase II; DNA-templated transcription
Cellular component (GO): chromatin
Molecular function (GO): zinc ion binding; RNA polymerase II cis-regulatory region sequence-specific DNA binding; DNA-binding transcription factor activity, RNA polymerase II-specific
Source: RefSeq, a predicted model, not a curated record